Molecule: messenger RNA, 1763 nt
Organism: Rubroshorea leprosula
Lineage: Eukaryota; Viridiplantae; Streptophyta; Magnoliopsida; Malvales; Dipterocarpaceae
Source: the annotation of a GenBank genome assembly
UACCUUUGCCGUAUUUGCUACUUAAAUUUUGCUAAAAUUUUAACAGAGUUAGUACGACCAGACUUCUACACAGAGUGAAAUACAACUAAGUUCUACACCACCGAGAUCAAGUGAUUUAAUGUUCUUUGGUGAUUUUUAUUCUAGUGAAGAAUUUGAUUCUCCUCUCACCUUCUUUGAUUUAGAUCUAAGUCCUCUGAAAGAGGUUAGGUUUAGGAGUGAGAGUGACAUAGAGCGUGAAUUAGAGUUUAUUGAAGAUCCUGAUUACAUCCCACCUCCUACUCCAUGUAAUGAAAGCUACAAAACGAAAGAUAUGUCAUCAGAGGAAACAUUGAGUGUUGGGGGGAGUGAGGAAGUUAGGAUGGUGAAGGAAGUUAGCAUAGGAACUGAGUCAUCUGGGUUAGAGAGGACGGUCGAAGAGGUGGGAGGUGAAGAAGGAGUUAAAGGAGAAAGAGUUCCUUUGAAUAUUUUGGAGGUUGAUGGUGCAUGUGAAAGGUGUUAUGAUGUGGAGGCAGACAUUGUGUCCGAAGUGAUAAGAGAUGAGACUAAAUGGCCGAAUAGGGAGAGUCUAGUACAUAUAGUUGAAACGUAUGAUCUCCCUUUGCAAAUGUUGAUUAGGCCAACUAUGGUGGAGGAGAGGGCGUGUUCGACACCUCGAGACCAUUGGAUGCUGAUUUAUGCCCAUUACUUAUUGGCAAGGCUGAGGUUCCCCAUCCCAGAACUUUUGGUUGGAUUGUUGUUGGAGUAUAGUAUAGUUCCCUAUUUUGCAAAAGAGAUGGACAAGUUUCUUAUUGCAAUUGGGGGGGCGACGAUUCCCAAGAAGUCAAAAACUUCAUUUGCAACAGUUACUACAAGUCAAGAAGGGGGAAGUGAGGAUGUUGGGCCUACUCAGAAGAGGAUGAAGGUGGAGGAGUAUGAGUGUAGUGGGGAUGAGGUGGUGGAGUUCGUACCUCGUCCACCCCUAGUUGAGCUCGAUCCCAAAGUCAAGGAGAGGUUUAUAAACUCAACUUUCCUUGAGGUGGAUCGUUGUCGAGCUCAAGAAAAGGUGUUGAGCCACGGUGGGGUUGGGAUUGUGAAGCAUGUCCUUGAGGCUAUGAGCUUGGUGAAUGCUCUAUCACAUGAGUUUUUUGAAACUCUUAAGGAGUGUAACGUUUUUGUGAAAGAGAAGGAGGAACUAGGGAAGAAGAAGGAAGAGGUAGAAAAGGAUUUGAAGCGUUGGAGAAUGAGAUUGGGGGAUGAAGAAGACUACUACCCGGAUGAAGAAGAUUGCUACCCGAAUGAAGAAGAUUGCUUCCCAGCUGAAGAAGAACGUCAAUACAAUGCUAUUUUGGCGUUCUUAGAUUACAAAAAGAAGGUGAAGGCUCAACGUCCUGAAUUGGAUGUGACUGGCAUCACCUUCGGGGAGCAAGAAGAAGGAAUGGAAGAAGAUGGAGAGAGUAUGAUUGCUGACUUUUGUCUUGAAGUCCAAUUGAAAUGGGACCAUGACAGUGAAGGUCGUACCAUCGUUCCUCCUAACUUUGACUUUAAGUUUGUUGCAGUUGAAAAGAGAGAACCAAAAGCCAGAAGUGUUGAGGCUGAAGGUGCUGUAGUUGCAGAGAACGAACCUGAGAAGAGAUGUUUUGGUAACAUUUGUUAACAAUUUAUUUAUAUAUUUAAGAUUUGUUUUCAACAUUUAUGUAUUUUUGUUGUGUAUGCUUCAAGUAGAAAUUGAAAGGAAAUCACCUCAAAUAUGAGGUAAAAUCGAUUAAUAAAAUUCAAAUUCAAGG